GCAGACCGCGGAGGGGCUCGGGGGGUUUAUUGCCUCGGAUCCGUUCCCCGGCACUCGGCUCGUUUCCCCGGGACUCGGAGGGCUGCGAUCGGGCCGGCGAUGCGGGAGCAGCUUCGGAACCACCAGACCCAGACAACAUGCUGGGACCAUCCCAAGAUGGCCGAGCUCUACCAGUCUCUGGCCGACUUGAACAAUGUUCGCUUCUCGGCCUACAGGACAGCCAUGAAGCUCCGGCGCCUGCAGAAGGCCCUCUGCUUGGACCUGGUGAGCAUGCCCGUGGUGUGCGAGGUGCUGGACCAGCACGGCCUGAAGCAGAACGAGCAGCUGCUGGACAUCUCCCAGCUGGUCACCUGUCUGACCAGCCUGUACCAGCGGCUGGAGCAGAGCCACUCGCACCUUGUCAAUGUCCCGCUGUGCGUGGACAUGUGUCUCAACUGGCUGCUCAACGUCUACGACACUGGUCGCACCGGAAAGAUCCGGACUCUGUCGUUCAAAACUGGAAUCAUCUCGCUCUGCAAGGCUCACCUGGAGGAUAAAUACAGAUUCUUGUUCAGACAGGUUGCCAGUGCGACAGGUUUCUGUGACCAGCGUCGCCUCGGCCUCCUCCUCCACGACUCCAUCCAAAUCCCCCGGCAGCUCGGCGAGGUCGCCUCCUUCGGCGGCUCCAACAUCGAGCCGUCCGUCCGCAGCUGCUUCCAGUUUGCCAACAACAAACCGGAGCUGGAGGCAGCCAUGUUCCUGGACUGGAUGCGUCUGGAGCCCCAGUCCAUGGUGUGGUUACCCGUCCUGCACCGCGUGGCUGCUGCUGAGACGGCCAAGCACCAGGCCAAGUGCAACAUCUGCAAGGAGUGUCCCAUCAUAGGAUUCAGAUAUCGGAGUCUGAAACAUUUCAACUAUGACAUUUGCCAAAGCUGCUUCUUCUCUGGUCGCGUUGCCAAGGGCCACAAGAUGCAGUACCCCAUGGUCGAGUACUGCACUCCGACGACAUCAGGGGAGGAUGUCAGGGACUUUGCCAAGGUGCUGAAGAACAAGUUCAGGACCAAGCGCUACUUUGCGAAACACCCACGCAUGGGCUACCUGCCUGUCCAGACAAUCCUGGAGGGAGACAACAUGGAGACUCCCGUCACUCUGAUCAACUUCUGGCCCGUAGACCAUGCGCCCGGCUCGUCCCCUCAGCUCUCACAUGACGACACGCACACUCGGAUCGAGCACUACGCCAGCCGGUUAGCAGAAAUGGAGAAUCGUAAUGGCUCAUAUCUGAAUGACAGUAUCUCACCCAAUGAAAGCAUCGAUGACGAGCACAUGUUGAUCCAGCACUACUGCCAGUCUCUGAACCAAGGCUCUCCUCUCAGCCAGCCCCGCAGCCCCGCCCAGAUCCUCAUCUCCAUGGAAACAGAGGAGAAGGGAGAGCUGGAACGGGUCCUCAACGACCUGGAGCAGGAGAACAGGAAGCUGCAAUCGGAGUACGACCGCCUGAAGAAGGCCCACGACAGGAAGGGCCUGUCGCCGCUGCCCUCGCCGCCAGAGAUGCUUCCGGCGUCGCCGCAGAGCGCGCGCGACGCCGAACUCAUCGCCGAGGCCAAACUGCUGCGGCAGCACAAAGGACGUCUGGAGGCCCGGAUGCAGAUCCUGGAGGACCACAACAAGCAGCUGGAGUCCCAACUGCACAGGCUGAGACAGCUGCUGGAGCAGACGGAUUCCAAGGUGAACGGCACAGCUCUGUCUUCUCCCUCCACCUCCUCCCAGCGCUCAGACUCCUCCCUCCCUCUGCUCCGUGUGGCAGCCAGCCAGACCACUGACACAAUGGGUGACGAUGAGCUGUCCAGCCCCUCCCAAGAUGCAUCUGGGCUGGAGGAAGUGAUGGAACAGCUCAACAAUUCCUUCCCUCAUAGUCAGGGUCCCAGCAUCGGCAGUUUGUUCCACAUGGCCGAUGACCUGGGCCGUGCCAUGGAGUCACUGGUCAGCGUGAUGACGGACGAGCAGAGCGCCGAACAGCACGAGGCCCCGCCCCUCUGA
Molecule: messenger RNA, 2016 nt
Organism: Limanda limanda (common dab)
Lineage: Eukaryota; Metazoa; Chordata; Actinopteri; Pleuronectiformes; Pleuronectidae
Product: dystrophin-like
Exons: 17
Coding region: 100-2016 (638 amino acids)
Biological process (GO): synaptic signaling
Cellular component (GO): plasma membrane
Molecular function (GO): zinc ion binding
Source: RefSeq, a predicted model, not a curated record